This is a messenger RNA of Myotis brandtii (Brandt's bat), 1538 nucleotides long. RefSeq names its product mitochondrial ribosomal protein L44 (gene MRPL44). The record is from RefSeq and is a predicted model, not a curated record. Gene Ontology annotation, molecular function: ribonuclease III activity; double-stranded RNA binding. NCBI's taxonomy places the organism in Eukaryota, Metazoa, Chordata, Mammalia, Chiroptera, Vespertilionidae. Gene Ontology annotation, biological process: primary miRNA processing; regulation of gene expression; rRNA processing. The transcript has 4 exons. Bases 321 to 1163 code for a protein of 280 amino acids. Gene Ontology annotation, cellular component: nucleus.
CUGUGGGCCGUGAGUCGGCGGAGGGCGACCUUCCUGUGGCCUCGGGUGUGGGGCCCCUGCUUUGUAAUGUCUGAGGUGUCAGUGGGUGCGGACAAGAGGGGAGACAACACUCCACAGCGAUGCGAUUCAGAGGAAGAAAAAAAUUCAGUGUAUUCCACCACAGCCCACUGUCCAGCGUAAAAGAGAAGCAUUCUAGCUUUAGGUUUUUGCCCUCAUUACUCUUGCUCCGGAACUAGAAGGUCCGCGGAAAGGGACGUAGAUCUCAUAGGUCCAAAUCAGAUCCGACUACACACACAUUCUGCAUCUUUUUCUCUUUAAUCAUGUGUCUGACGUCGUCGUGCCAUUCAGAGAAGCCCAACUGGGAUUACCAUGCUGAAAUACAGGCAUUUGGACAUCGGUUACAGGAAACCUUUUCCUUAGAUCUUCUCAAAACUGCAUUUGUUAAUAGCUGCUAUAUUAAAAGUGAGGAGGCCAAACGCCAGAAACUUGGAGUAGAAAAAGAAGCUGUUCUUCUGAAUAUUAAAGAUAAUCAAGAACUAUUUGAACAGGGGUCAUCUUUCUCAAAAGCUUGCCUCACACAGUUUCUUGAGGACGCAUUCCCAGACUUGCCCACUGAAGGUGUUCAAAGUCUUGUUGACUUUCUCACUGGUGAGGAAGUCGUGUGUCACGUGGCUAGAAACCUGGCUGUGGAGCAGUUAACGCUGAGUGCAGAAUUUCCAGUGCCCCCGACUGUAUUACAGCAGACUUUCUUUGCCGUAAUUGGAGCCCUGCUACAGAGCAGCGGACCUGGGAGGACUGCACUUUUCAUCAGGGACUUCUUAAUUACUCAACUGACUGGGAAAGAACUCUUUGAGAUUUGGAAGGUCAUCAAUCCCAUGGGGCUACUGGUGGAAGAAUUGAAGAAAAGGAAUAUUUCAGCUCCUGAACCGAGACUUACCAGGCAGUCUGGAAGCACCACAGCUGUGCCUCUGUAUUUUGUUGGCUUAUACUGUGAUAAAAAGUUGCUUGCAGAAGGACCUGGGGAGACAGUCCUGGUUGCAGAAGAAGAAGCUGCUAGAGUGGCACUGAGGAAACUCUACGGAUUCACCGAGAACAGACGGCCUUGGGACUAUUCCAAACCCAUAAAGAAUUUCAGAGCAGAAAAGACCAUCACUGCCGGCUAGCCAGCCAAACAUGUGGGAACCUGAAAGUUGUAAGCAAAACUUUGAGACAAGAGUCAGAUGUCCAAACCUUUACAUUUUUCAAAUUGUAAAGAAAUAUGUUUUAUUCCUUAUACCGAGUUCCUAAAAGUAAACAAGUAUUCAUCAGGGCACAGGUUUUGUUUUUUUAAAAAUAAUUUUCGUUUCAUCAUCGUUUUUGAUGUUUUCCCAAUAAAUUUUUUCUAGGUCCUUGGUUUUAUUAUUGUAUAUGACUUGUACAAUUAGGUGUAUUUUAUUCCCUUCUAGCUUUGAGGUAUAAUUUGAAUGUAUUUUUUUUCUUUUUCUUUGUUUUAUGUGAACUUCACUGUAAUACCAAUAAAAAAGGUACUCUUUCUCUAA